CUGCUUUGGAUGGAGAACCUAACGAUGGGCAUUCCUCUCAAACAGCCGAUUGUGUUUGAACUAGUGGGUUUUGAUUUUCCACCAGAACAUGGCCCUUUCUUGUUCUUCUUGGCCCUGUUUGCCUACACAGUGAUGUUACUGGGGAACGGUGUGGUGAUCUGUGUUAUUAUGAUGGACAGGAGCCUGCACAGACCCAUGUUUGUAAUGAUUUGUCACCUGGUGGUCUGUGAUCUGCUGGGGGCCACAGCAGUGGUUCCUCGCCUCAUGAUGCACUUUCUGAUGGGGCAGCAGAAGAUCUCCUACUUCCCAGCUAUUGCUCAGGCCUUCAGUGUGCACACAUAUGGUGUUGCAAUGCAAACUAUUCUGGGAGUGAUGGCCUAUGACAGGUACAUCGCAGUGUGUGAACCUCUCAGGUAUCAAGCCAUCAUGACUUCAGCUCGGCUGCACAGCUGCUGCGCUCUGGCCUGGAUUGUUGCCCUGCUGCUUAUCGCUGUGCUCUUCUCCUUCCACAUGAACGUCCCAUUGUGUGGCAGAAUCAUCCAACAUGUCUACUGCAGCAACAGGAGCAUCCUAAACCUGGCCUGCAUUCCUACCCACAUAAACGACAUCUACGGUCUGUCCAUGACCUGGUCUGUGAGUACCGGGGUGUUUGUCAUCAUUGCUUUUUCCUACAUCAGAAUCUUGAGUGCUUCUUUUAAACAACGCAGAACCGACAGCAAUGCUCAUAAGAAGGCCCUUCAAACAUGUGCCCCCCAUCUUGUUGUGUAUGUGUUCUAUCAAAUAGCUUCAAAUAUCGUCAUUGUGAGUCUAAGGUUUCCCUCUGUCCCCCAAAACAUAAGGAAGUUCUUUAGCAUCUUGUUCAUCGUAUUUCCACCAGCUCUCAACCCCUUCAUCUACGGACUAGUGAGUAAAGACUUGCGAGCCAGCAUCAUGAAGCUUUUUUCCAUACAGGUCAUGCGAGUUGGUCAUAAACAGUGACUAAGUCACACACAAAUGUCUCCCAACACAAAUAAUACAGUAAACAAACCCUGCAGAACCUGUUGGAUGCUGUUUGUUCCUGGGAAGCUCUUCAUUUUCCCUGUUGGAUCACGGUUAGGAACUCUUUCUAGAGUGAAGACCUUAAGAAUAUUUAAAAUCAGUACCUCUUUACCUGAGAGCUAUCAAUUAAGAAGCAAUAUCUGUUCUGAAAACAAUAUGGCAAUAAAUCUGUUUAAUGAAACAUUAGACAAACCAAGCAAUCAUAUUCUGUACCCCUGCAUUAGGGUUAGUGUGAGAGGUGCUCAGUUCACUAUGCAGCCAUGUCAUAUCUACGCAAUUUCUGUUGCUUUGAACCCAACUUUUCAGGUCCGGAAUGAUGUCAUAAUCUGUCUCAGUGGAAGUUUCAGAUCUGCAUUAGCAGUCAAUCAUUAAAAGGCUUUUUUCCAUUUUGUACUCAUAGUCUACUGUAGGAA
This is a messenger RNA of Girardinichthys multiradiatus, 1451 nucleotides long. Its product is annotated as olfactory receptor 13-like. Gene Ontology annotation, biological process: G protein-coupled receptor signaling pathway. Gene Ontology annotation, cellular component: membrane. The transcript has 3 exons. The record is from RefSeq and is a predicted model, not a curated record. Gene Ontology annotation, molecular function: G protein-coupled receptor activity; olfactory receptor activity. The coding region runs from base 10 to 978 and encodes 322 amino acids. Lineage: Eukaryota; Metazoa; Chordata; Actinopteri; Cyprinodontiformes; Goodeidae.